Messenger RNA from Gossypium raimondii (Peruvian cotton), 2841 nucleotides. RefSeq names its product serine/threonine-protein kinase-like protein CCR1. Gene Ontology annotation, biological process: protein phosphorylation. NCBI's taxonomy places the organism in Eukaryota, Viridiplantae, Streptophyta, Magnoliopsida, Malvales, Malvaceae. The coding region runs from base 84 to 2666 and encodes 860 amino acids. The transcript has a single exon. The record is from RefSeq and is a predicted model, not a curated record. Gene Ontology annotation, molecular function: ATP binding; protein binding; protein kinase activity.
UUCAUGAUUAGCACUGUUGACGGGUAAAACUCAACUAUAAAGCAACAGUUAAUUAUGGAAAACCUUCCAUUAUCUUUGUAAAAAUGAAAAACCAACAAAACAGAGGAGAAAAAGAAAAAACAAAAAAAUGGCGACACCCACGUUGUUUCAUCGUCAUUCGUCACCAACCUCAUCAACUGUCUCUAUCUCUUUCUUUUUUCUAUUAUUCACUUCAACCUCAAACAACCCACCCUUUCAUUUCCACUUCAAUCCCAUGUCAACAAACAAGAGGAGCAGAAAACGAGGAGGAAGAAGACGAUAACAACCAAGACCCGCCGCCAGCCAUGCAAAUCCUCAGAACCACAGUGUUUCUCCUCCUUGCUUCCGCCAUUUCCACAUCUGGGUUCGGCUCAAUGGGCCCCAUCUCCGCCGCAUUCGGCGACGACGGGUUCUUCUGCGCCAUUGAUGCCAGUGGGAAACAGGAAGUCAUAUGUUGGAGCAAAAACAACAGCUCUCCUUCUUCAUCUACUUAUACUAGUACUAGUACUACUAUAACUACUACUUCAUCUGCUUCAACUUCACUAUCAUCGAUGGACACCCCUUCUCAAGUUCCUCCAAUGGCAGCUCUAUCAGGCGGCGAAGGUUUCCUUUGUGGCAUAUUAGCUAAUACUUCUCAAGUUUUCUGUUGGAGCUUGGUGGCGUCAGGUAUGGAUCUUGUUCCUUCAGAUUACAAAACCACAGCAUAUUCUUAUAUAGCUUCUGGAAGGAAUCAUGUUUGUGGAAUUAGAGGGGCUUAUUAUUCCGAUCAUGGAUCUGGUACCGUUGAUUGUUGGGAAAUUGUAAAAAGUUCUAAUAAUACUUUAAGUUCAAAACAGAGUACUCUGUUUUAUAAUGAGACUAUCAAUAACCUUGCCUUCAAAAAGAUUGUUUCUGGUGAGGGGUUUAGUUGUGGUGGGAUUAGAGAAGGAGGUCUUGUUUGUUGGGGACCAAAUUCUGAUUCUUUACGGGUUUCCAAUGUUUCCGAGAGUUUUUUAGUUUUAGCCUCAGCUAAAGGUUCUAUCUGUGGUAUCCUGGAUUCAUCUCGUGAAGUGAAAUGCUGGGGUGAUUCUGAUUCAUUUUCCGGUUGUCCAAUCGGGGUCCAUUUCAUAUCAUUGACAGCUGGCGCUUAUCAUUUUUGUGGGAUUCGAGAGGAUGAUCAUGGGGUUGAAUGUUGGGGCAGUUUCAAUUUUUCUUCAGUUCCGAAGCAUUCUGGAUUCAUGGCACUUGCUUCAUCAGACGUCACUACAUGCGGCAUAAGGGAAGAUGAUUUAGUUCUAGAUUGUUGGUCCAGAUAUGCCACAUUGCAGCCUGAUUAUAAUCCUCCACUGGAAUUGUGCAGCCCCGGUCUUUGUCGUCCGACCUCUUGCCUUGAAGGGGAGUUUGCUUUCAACGCAAGUAACCUAAACGAGCCGGAUUUGACUAGCUUGUGUGUUAGGAAAGAUUUGCAUAUUUGUUCACCUUGUGCAUCAAAUUGCUCUGCAGGUUUCUUCUUGUCUAGUCCAUGCUCUACGAAUGCCGACAGAAUAUGCACUGCUUGCUCUCUUUGCCAAAACAGUUCUUGUUGGGAUGUUUGUGGACUCCAACCAUCCUCAGAGAAAAACUGGCAUCAUAUGAUUAGACUAGCAAUAAUAGUUGCUUCUUGUGUUUCUUGUUUUUUGCUGAUAUUGCUUAGUUGGUGUUUUCUUCCACGUAUGUUUGCGACAAAACCGGAAGAAGGGACAAAAAAACAGUUCAAGUCUUGCAUAGGAAAACCAGACCAGUUGGAUGGCGAAGCCACUGCUGAUUUAUUCCCUUCUGUUUCAGUCACUUCUUGUCCUGGAACAGCUCAAAUUUUCCGACUUACGGAGCUAAAAGAUGCCACUAAUGGGUUCAAGGAGUUCAAUGUGCUUGGUAGGGGAAGUUACGGUUUUGUUUACAAGGCAGUGCUAGCGGAUGGGAGGCAAGUUGCUGUCAAGAGAGCGAAUGCUGCGACAAUAAUCCACACCAACAGUCGUGACUUCGAGAUGGAACUUGAAAUCCUUUGCAAUGCGAGGCAUUGCAAUAUUGUGAAUUUGUUAGGUUACUGUUCCGAGAUGGGGGAAAGGCUGCUCGUUUAUGAAUAUAUGCCUCAUGGUACCCUUCAUGACCACCUUCAUGGUGGGCUUUCUCCUUUGAGUUGGAGCCUUCGUUUGAAGAUCUCAUUGCAGGCUGCGAGGGGACUUGAGUACCUGCAUAAGGAAGUUGAGCCUCCAAUUGUCCACCGUGAUGUCAAGACUUCAAACAUUCUACUGGACUCAGAUUGGGGAGCACGGAUAGCGGAUUUCGGACUUUUUACAUCAAGCGAGAAGGAUCUUGAUCUUAGUGGAGACAUGAAAAGUGAUGUUUACAGAUUUGGGAUUGUUUUGUUGGAGAUUCUCAGUGGAAGGAAAGCUUAUGAUAGAGAUUAUACACCUGCAAGCAUCGUUGAUUGGGCAGUUCCCUUAAUUAAACAGGGUAAGGCAGCUGCCAUUAUCGAUUGUUACGUUGCGCUUCCGAGAAAUGUUGAGCCUUUGCUUAAAUUGGCUGAUAUAGCUGAGUUGGCUGUCAGAGAAGAUCCUAGUGAACGUCCUACUAUGUCAGAUAUAGUAAUUUUGUUGCAGCAAAUUGUGAAGGAUGGAUUGCUCUUAUGAUCUUCGCCCCCUAUUAUUCAUUUUUAUUUUUUCUUAAAACCAAAUGAACAGAUUAGCAAAAUGCAUAGGUAGUUUGGAAACUGUAAAUCAGCUUCUUGUACAUUAGAAUGAGAUGCAAUGUAUUACUAAAUUUCCAUAAAGUGAAGAAGAUUUGAUUCUCUUUUUAUGAAAAUAA